GUUAAAAAUUACAUGAUUUAUAAACCAAUGUUUUACUUUUGACCUCCCAAAGUACCAACUAGAUUCACAUAAAGCAUUUUUACUGUCCCAAAUGGUGAUAAACUGGUAACAGGCACAAGGAAAAAAAGCACACAUCAUUGUAAAUACAAUACAUUUAUCACUCAGAAUUUAAAAAGAUUGGUGGAAAAUGGAAAUAAUGUUAAAUACCUAGAACCCAGUUUUAGAUUUAUGAUACUUUAAAAGUUAUGGAUUAAUAAGAUUAAAUACCUAUAUCAUUACUAUUUGUAUUCUAUAUUAAUUAGUGUUUGUCGUUUGAAAUACUGAACCAUAGAUAAUAGUUAUGCUAGGAUACGUGAAAAUAACAUGUACCGAUUAACUUACGACAAAAAAAUUAAAUGUUUAAACCUUAAACACAUCUCACGAUUUUGGAUUUAUUAUGCAAUACCACCUCGGGCGGACUCAGUGUUCGCAAUCUCUUACUUUUUCAUAAAACGUAGAUAUACACAGUCUUCAAUAGUUUAUCGAAAUUCUACAGAAGAAAGCGAUGUUUAUGGUAGCAGUGACAAUUUAUUUAAUAAAUCUUCGUCUACAGAAAGCUUGAAUUUAGAUCAAGAAAAAAAAAUGGUGGAUAUAAAUAACGUUACGAGACGUAGUGGCUACGGUUCAACUGAAGAUGAAAUGCAGGAAAGUAAGAAUUAUACUACAACUCAAGAUGAUUCGGACAACUGUAAAUUGAAUUCUGAUUCACAUUCAUCGAAUAUGUCGUGGGAGUCUUGUCGUGAAGGAAUCAGCCACGCUGAAUUGGGCUUUGUUCAUUCAGAAAUAUGUCAACCGCUCAAUCAAUACACGAUGGACAAAAAAAAUGAAACAAGAACACAAAAGAUUACCAGAACAUUUUUCACGGACAGAAAACAUAAAAGUAUAAAAGCCAUACAAAAGAAAACCCCAGAAAAAUAUUUAGUAACAAAAAUGAAUGAAGACUAUGAUCAACACACACUAAAUAAUGACAAACUGGAAUAUCAUUUGGAUAACACAGAACAUGAAUUGAAGCAUGGAAAUAAUUUGGAAAACACAAAACUCUCUUCAACAUAUCGAUAUGAAUUGAAAUAUGAAUACGAUUUGGAUAAUACAAAAUAUGAGCUCAAGAAUAAAAACAAAUUGGAGAUAACGAAAAUCUCUUCUAUACAUCAUGAUGAAUUAAAGGAUGAAUACAGUUUGGAUAACACAGAACAUAAACUGAGAGAUGCACACAAUUUGGAGAUCACGAAACUCUCUUCAACAUAUCAAGAUGAAUUUAAAGAUAAAUACAAUUUGGAUACUACAGAACAUGAAUUGAAGCAUGAAAACAAACUGGAGAUAACAAAUCUCUCUUCUACAUAUCAAAAUAAACUGGAAAAUGAAUACAGUUUGGAUAACACAGAACAUAAACUGAGAGAUGCACACAAUUUGGAGAUCACGAAACUCUCUUCAACUUAUCAAGAUGAAUUUAAAGAUAAAUACAAUUUGGAUAAUACAGAACAUGAAUUGAAGCAUGAAAACAAACUGGAGAUAACAAAUCUCUCUUCUACAUAUCAAAAUAAACUGGAAAAUGAAUGCAAUUUGGAUAACACAGAACAAGAACUCAAAGAUGACAACAGUUUAGAGAUCUCGGAAAUCUCUUCUAUACAUCAUGAUGAAUUGGAGAAUAAAUACAGUUUGAAUAAUAGAGAACAUUCCUCAAACGAUGAUCAUGUGAUGCUUGCAAAUGUUCUGGAGACAACUGGGCUCUCUCAAAUACAUCAGGAUGAACAAAAUUGUGAUUACAAUUUUUUAACAAGCCCGCUCUCCUCCUUAAAUAAUGACAAAAGCAUUUCUGGUAUUGAUAGUCCUAAUAUCAAAUUUCAUCAUGAUGAGAUUCAAGACAUCAGCGGAUGUUGCAAUACUUGUUCGUCUGAAUGUACAGAAUCGUUACCAAGUCCUAUAUUCAACAACGAUAGUUCAAUUGAUGAUAUUCAGUAUGUGGAAGACUACAGCGAUAUUAUCUUUUUCGAUCCAACGUUAUCAGAUGAUGCCAUGAAUGAAGCUUUUGUAGUUGUUGAAGAUAUCUAAAACGUUUAAACUAUUGUAACUUUUGUAUUAAGAUGAAUUUUUGAAAAUUAACAAUCUUACUAAAUUAAAACUUUAACCCCAGAAAUGUAUAAAUUCUGAAUACAUUAUUAUAAGAUAUAAUAUGCAAUA
Messenger RNA from Acyrthosiphon pisum (pea aphid), 2217 nucleotides. Its product is annotated as GRIP and coiled-coil domain-containing protein PFC0235w-like. The transcript is spliced from 24 exons. The coding region runs from base 364 to 2088 and encodes 574 amino acids. Lineage: Eukaryota; Metazoa; Arthropoda; Insecta; Hemiptera; Aphididae. The record is from RefSeq and is a predicted model, not a curated record.